This is a messenger RNA of Closterium sp. NIES-65, 610 nucleotides long. The record is from the annotation of a GenBank genome assembly. NCBI's taxonomy places the organism in Eukaryota, Viridiplantae, Streptophyta, Zygnematophyceae, Desmidiales, Closteriaceae.
AUGGCGUCAGUAGCGCUGCCGCCAUGUCCGCGCCAUUCCCGCCAUGCCGCGCUGCUCCCUGCUCCGCCCGUCAGUUCUCUCCGCGUCUUUCUCACAUCCACUCCGCCUCGCAACCCCGCGAGGCUGUCUCUCUGCUGCCUGCGCUGCACCGCCACCCGACAGCCGCACGCACACGACGUGCGGCGUGGCACUAACGCAGCGGCUCGGGGGCCGCUGCGCGCUGCGACGUCCGGGUGUGGCGGAGAGCAUGAGGGGUGGAUGGCACGGCCCGCAGCGGCGGAGAGUGCCGGCCACACUCGAGGCGGGCCGCGGGGACCCACUCGUCGCCUUGCCUUGGGCCCGGGCUCGAUCGGCACGCGGCGACCGCCUGGUUUCACCCUGCAUCCUGCGCAUCGCCUUCGCGCCCGCUGCCGGCUGCACGCGGCAGUACGCGCGCUACCUCCGCGCGCGCUCUUGACCGCGCGCCUGCUCCGCACAGCCCUCGGCCCGCCGUCACCACAGUGGCAGCGGUGCGCGCCGGGAGUGGUUGCCGCGUCGCUGCGGGCCGACCUGCUGGCGCAGGCGUGGCGGGCGCAGGGGAGCGCACAGGCGCAAGCCGUGGGCGCGGAUG